AUGGAACCCAUGGCGGCUGAUCUUAUGGGCAUUCACGCUGACCGCGAAACUGAAGCAAUAGGCCCUCCAAAAAUGGCCUCAUCCGCUGCUUUUAUUCAUUCUCUAAUGCUUUACUUUGUUGAAGGCAUAGAUAACGUGAACUAUGAGGUAAAAUGCAAGGAGUUAUUUGAGGUACUGACAGAGGAUAACGUUCAAGUCUUCUUAAAAGUGCUUGUGGAAAAUCGAAUUUCAAAAGAUGACAUAAAUUUGGAGAUGCUUGCUGACUUGGUGUUUAAAAUCAACGAACGUUUUCCUGAAACUCGCGAACUUGCCAUCAAGGAACUCCUCAAGCCGAUCCAUAAAAUGUUCGGUUCCAUUCCAGCAAAUGGCUUUGACUACGGAAUGGAGGCGGAUUUAAGAAAUCUUGGAAGAUUUAUGGGUUUACUGACCUUAAUAAAGAAUAAAACUAUCCUCCAAUAUCACUUAGACCUGCGAGCACUUUUGAUAGAAGGCAUAAUAAAAGGGGAUAGUGCCCUUCGUUAUGCUGUUCAAUUUGUGUGCCAAUUUCUGAAAGCAAGUCAAGGCUUAGUUUAUCAUCCAUUUUAUUCUUCCAUUGUGAGAAUUUUGAGAUAUCUGAGAAUGAUCUAUGAAAAGGACGAUGUGACGAAAAUAGUUGAAACUGAGUUAACGGAAACAGAAUUACGUGUUCCAUUAGGAGAUCCGAUCAUCAAGUUUGAGCAAUCUACGGAUUCGCCAUCUAAAGAUAAUUAUAGGACAAUUGUAUAA
Rodentolepis nana is the source of this 765-nucleotide messenger RNA. Lineage: Eukaryota; Metazoa; Platyhelminthes; Cestoda; Cyclophyllidea; Hymenolepididae. The record is from the annotation of a GenBank genome assembly.